Funneliformis mosseae is the source of this 1245-nucleotide messenger RNA. The record is from the annotation of a GenBank genome assembly. Lineage: Eukaryota; Fungi; Glomeromycota; Glomeromycetes; Glomerales; Glomeraceae.
AUGAACGAUUAUAUUUUAAAUUUUGGAGAAAUCAAUCAAAAAUUUGUUGAAUGGUUUUGUAGCAAUGGAGGAAAGAUAUCACCAAAAAUUGCUUUCAAAGACUAUUCUUCAGAAAAUUCAGGUCGAGGAGUUGUUGCAGUUGACGAUAUACAGCCAUUUGAAGUGUUGUUCAGUAUUCCACAUUCUAUAAUUCUCUCUGAAAAAACGUCAUCGUUAAAAGAUUUAAUACCAAGUGAUGAAUUUGAAAAGCUUGGUAAAAUAAAUUCAUGGUUUCCACUCAUAUUGUGUAUGAUGUACGAAAGUCAAAAGGAAGAUUCUUUAUGGAAACCUUAUUUUGAUAUUUUACCUCGAGAAUUUGAUACACCAAUGUUUUGGAAUGAAGAACAACUUGCAGAAUUAGAAGGAACAAGCGUCAUUGAUAAAAUUGGAAGAGUUGAGGCGGAAAUCCAAUUUAAUGAACACUUAUUACCAAUAAUUCAGUCAAUCCCCUCAAUUUUCGAUUCGAAUAAACACAAUUUGGAAUUGUUCCAUUGCAUGGGAUCUCUUGUAAUGGCAAAUGCAUUCCAAAAUAAAAUUAAAAAAGAUGAUGCAGAAAAUAAUGAUGAGGUGGAUGAAGAUGAAGAAAUUACAAUGAUGCCAAUGGCUGAUAUGUUAAAUCAUAAAACCGGGUUUAAUAAUUAUAAUACUUAUGGGGAAUUGUGUUCUGCAGAUUUAUUACGCAAGUAUGGAUUUGUUGAUGAGAAUAAUAUACAUGAUAUAGUGGAAUUAAAUGGACAAUUUGUGGUUGACACACUAUCUAUCGACGAGGAUACAAAGGACAAAAAGGCAUUUAAACUUAAUAUCGAGAUGCUGCUGGAAGAAGAUAUUCUUAAUGAUAUACUUAUUUUGGAUACUACAAAGGAAAUACCACCUGAGCUAAUCAUAAUAGCCAAAAUCAUGACAAUGGAUAAGGCCCAAUUUAAGAAGUUUCGAAAAACGAAUAAUUUUCCUGAACCUAAAAUGAACCUUGAUAUCAAAACACGAUUAAUUCAGCUAUUUGAAAAACGAUUAUCAAUGUACAAAACCUCAAUUAAGGAUGAUGAUGAAAUUUUGAAAUCAAAUAAUAUUUCGUUGAAAUUAAAAUAUACUAUUAUUAUGAGAUUAAGUGAAAAACGAAUAUUACAUGGUUUAUUAGAUAAUCUUAAUAAUUGGAACGAUGAUGAAAAUAAAGAAGAAAUUCAGAGAAAAAAAAGAAAAAUAAAAUAA